Messenger RNA from Phodopus roborovskii (desert hamster), 2025 nucleotides. It is a transcript of the gene St6galnac2, whose product is annotated as ST6 N-acetylgalactosaminide alpha-2,6-sialyltransferase 2. The coding region runs from base 99 to 1211 and encodes 370 amino acids. NCBI's taxonomy places the organism in Eukaryota, Metazoa, Chordata, Mammalia, Rodentia, Cricetidae. The record is from RefSeq and is a predicted model, not a curated record. The transcript is spliced from 9 exons. Gene Ontology annotation, molecular function: sialyltransferase activity.
CUACCGCCUCCGCGCGUCCCUCCAGGUCCUGCCACUCCGCCCGCCCCGGAGCUCAGGGCGCAGGGGUGGCAGACGGGGCGCACCCCGGCCGGGUUCGCAUGGACCUCCCGCGCCGCUGGCUCUUCCGGAUGUUCCUGCUCGUCGCCGCCUGCUCGGGGAUCCUCUUCAGGCUGUACUCGGUGGGGCAGCGGUCCCAGGAGCCCGGGGCCCCGGCCAGGAGCAUCACACCACCUCGAGUGUUCUUUGAACCCAAGGCACCGAAUUCCGAAAAGGCGAAGAACCAGCUUUGCCGAUACCCGCUUUCCCUGGCCAUUGAGGAGGACCACCACUUCCGGGGCCUGUUUGAUCUCUCUACUCCAGUGCUGCUGUGGGGCGGCCUCUUCACUCAAGACCUCUGGAACAAUCUGAGCCAUUACAAGGUCCCCUAUGGGUGGCAGGGGCUCUCCCGGAAGACUGUUGUCUCUACCCUGAGCCUUCUCAACAACUCCGAGAGUGCGGAGCUCUUUGGUGUUUCCAAACCGCUAAGCUGUAUUCGGUGUGCCGUGGUGGGUAACGGAGGCAUUCUGAACGGGUCCCGUCAGGGUCAGAAAAUCGAUGCCCAUGACUAUGUGUUCAGACUCAAUGGAGCAGUGAUCAAAGGCUACGAGCUCGACGUGGGCACCAAGACCUCCUUCUACGGCUUUACGGUGAACACCAUGAAGAAUUCCCUCAUCGCCUACUCCAAGCUGGGCUUCACCUCUGUGCCACAAGGGCAGGACCUUCGGUACAUCUUCAUCCCCUCCAGCAUCCGUGAAUACCUCAUGCUGAGAUCAGCCAUUCUGGGUGUACCUGUCCCAGAGGGCCCCGAUAGAGGCGACAGGCCUCACACCUAUUUUGGAUCAGAAACCUCUGCCGGUAAAUUCAAGCUCCUGCAUCCAGACUUCAUCCGCUACCUGACAGAGAGGUUUUUGAAAUCCAAGUUGAUUAACACGCGUUUCAGAGACAUGUAUAUGCCUACUACAGGAGCGCUCAUGCUACUGACAGCCUUGCAUACCUGUGACCAGGUCAGUGCCUAUGGAUUCAUCACAAGCAACUACCAGAAAUACUCAGACCACUAUUUCGAUCGAGAGAAAAAACCAGUGAUAUUCUACGCAAACCACGAUCUGUCCCUGGAAGCUGCACUGUGGAGGGGUCUGCACAAUGCUGGCAUCCUUUGGCUCUUCCAGCGUUGACCCCCAAAGUACUGAUUUAUUUGCUUCAUAAGUACUUCUCUUGACCUUUCAACCUUUGGAAGAGGCACCCAUCACUCCCCUUGACCCUCUACUUCUCUAGAGGGUCCUGAGAAGGACUCGUGGCCAUCACAUCACCAGAGCCUGUGCAACACACGACACCAUCUUGACUCAAGACAGCUCUUCUGGGUCUUAAGUAGGGGAAGGCAGACUGCUUUGUAGAAUUUGUUUUAGAAUUGAACUUUUACCAAAAUGAGACAGCCAAUCCUCAACAGCAAAGAGGCUGGUAGUUCAAAGCCAGCACCUGGUCUUGGACAACUAGGACAUUAAAGGAGCCACUCAGGAUUAUCAUUAUCAAGCAGAGGCCCACACCUAGCUGGAACCAAUGGCACAUCAAGUCCCAAAUGCCACUCAACCUGUGAGGACAUCUUAAGCUUUCUGAGAACAGGACAUUUUUGCCUCGUGAUAGAGCGAGAACCAGAGGCAGAAUGUAAUUUGAGGGUAGCUAAUAGGGUAAGUGAUGGAUGACCAUUUUACCUUUUUUUUUUUUUUUUUUUUUUUUUUUCCUUGUGGAGGGAGGGGUGAGGUGCAGCUCAGGACUGUGACAGCCUAGCAGGCAGGAGCACCCAGGCCCAAGUUUUAAGGACAUCCAGCACCAAUGCACGGGAGGUACUAGCUCUUGACCAACUACAUCUAAGUUGCCGCUACUGAGAGAAAUCCUACUGGAGAUGUAGCACUCCUUGUCACCAACAGGAUGCUACUGAGUCACGGACCCUCAUCCUCACAUGGUAGCUUCAAUAAAACAUCAACUGAGGCA